ACAUUCACUCAAAGCUUUAACGCCAAUAAAAGUGAUGUUUAUUUUAAAGUUCAGAAAAAAAAAGAAGUACAUUUACAAAAACACGUUUUUGAAAUCACUCAAGCAGGUCUGAAGUUUUAUCGCUAUAAAUCUCAUACAUUGAUUAAACACCUAAUUACUAAGGUGUAUAAGAUGUGGCGGCAGUGCAAUUUAUGUGAUAUUUGA
This is a messenger RNA of Entamoeba invadens IP1, 204 nucleotides long. RefSeq lists its product as hypothetical. The annotation marks the transcript as partial. The record is from RefSeq and is a predicted model, not a curated record. The transcript has a single exon. NCBI's taxonomy places the organism in Eukaryota, Evosea, Mastigamoebida, Endamoebidae.